AUGGAGAGAACAGGUGGAGGUGUGGAGAACUCUGGAGCUGACAUCGGCCUGGUCGUCUGGUCUCUACUGACCUUCUGUCUUCUGUCUGGUCCUGCCACAGGUGACCAACAUGCCCACUGCUCUGAGUUCCUCUGUCUCAGCCCUCCGACUCUUCUGGUGAGGCUCCUCAGAUUCUCCUCUGAGCAGGGUCCCUGUGGUUCCCCCUUAGACCUCCCUCCUUCAGGCCUGCCAUCUGGCCAGGGCCUCCCUCCACUUCCACCAGGCCUCCCAGGACUGGCCCCUGGUCCUGUGGCCUGGAGCCCUCUCAGCCCCACAGUAGUGAUUGUCCCAGGCAGGAGGCCAGCCAGGCUGCAGCCCAGCUGGGCGAGGAUGAUGGCGGGGGAGCUGUUAGAGGCGGGGCUGGUUAAUGUCCUGGUAGCUGAUUGGCUGCUGCCCCCAGAGCAGGAGAUCACCGAAGGAGCCAGGCAAGUGGGAGAGAGGCUGGCACAGACCAUACAGACACUACUGGAGGUUCAGGGCUCUUCUCCAGAGCUGUUCCACCUGGUAGGGUUUGGUGUUGGGGCCCAUGUAGCUGGUGUGACUGGGGCCUGUUUGGAGGGAACUAUUGGCAGGAUCACAGGCCUGGAUCCGUUCUCACCCCUGUUUUCCGAGGCAGACAGCAGCCUGUCUCUGGAUCACACUGAUGCUCAGUACGUGGAUGUGAUUCACACCAACUUCAACCCCAAUGAGCCGGUAGCUCCCCUGGGGGUUCCCAGACCGUUGGGUCACGUUGAUUUCUACAUCGGCAGAGGAUAUCAACUCCCUGGUUGUCCUCAGUCUCUCAUGAAAAGGGAGCAGUACUUGCUGUGCAGUCACCAACGGGCCUAUAGGUUGUUCACCAGCUCCAUCCGGUCCUCCACCAGCUCCAGCCGGUCCUCCACCAGCUCCAUCCGGUCCUCCACCAGCUCCAUCCGGUCCUCCACCAGCUCCAUCCGGUCCUCCUGCCCUCUCACAGCCUUCCCCUGCCAGGGAGUAGAGGACUUCCAGAGAGCUCUCUGUACACACUGUCACCACCCUGGCCUCAACAUCUGCCCCCAGUUGGGCUACGACAUUAGCUGGCUGCCUCCAGAUCGACCAAUCACCUUCCAGCCCCUGACCGCGGUCCUGGACAUCACAGCAACAGACCCGUUCUGUGUGACGCCGUUCCUGUUGGAGGUGCACCUGGAGGGAAACACCUCGUUAGAAGCCCAGCUAUUCAUUCAGCUGAAGGGAGACGUCAGGAAAACACCUGUCAUCUUGGUGUCCGGUCCUUCCCUGCUGCAGUUUGAGCCUCAUCAGAUACACCAGUUCAUGGUUUCCGUAGACCCCGCUGUUCGGGAGAUCAGAACCGUGGUACUUCACUUCUACUCUCAACGCCUCUUAUCUUACAGACCCGGGGUGUUACAGCAGUAG
Messenger RNA from Salvelinus namaycush (lake trout), 1431 nucleotides. RefSeq names its product lipase member I-like. Lineage: Eukaryota; Metazoa; Chordata; Actinopteri; Salmoniformes; Salmonidae. The transcript has 10 exons. The record is from RefSeq and is a predicted model, not a curated record. Gene Ontology annotation, molecular function: lipase activity. The coding region runs from base 1 to 1431 and encodes 476 amino acids.